This is a messenger RNA of Oryzias latipes (Japanese medaka), 5437 nucleotides long. It is a transcript of the gene inpp5f, whose product is annotated as inositol polyphosphate-5-phosphatase F. Gene Ontology annotation, molecular function: phosphatidylinositol-4-phosphate phosphatase activity. Gene Ontology annotation, cellular component: clathrin-coated endocytic vesicle; early endosome. The record is from RefSeq and is a predicted model, not a curated record. Gene Ontology annotation, biological process: regulation of endocytic recycling; phosphatidylinositol dephosphorylation. Lineage: Eukaryota; Metazoa; Chordata; Actinopteri; Beloniformes; Adrianichthyidae.
UGGGGGCAGGAAACGUCAGUGACGUCGUGCCGCAGCUCCCACCCGGGACACUUUGUAGAGACGCACGGAUGUUUAUUUGCGUUCUCAGCGGCCGGGAUGAGCGCGAGGAGGAUGCCGGAGCACCCCGUCCAAAGCGCGUUCCUCGUGGGCAGAAAGGCAAGGAAAUGACCGGCUAGCUUAGCAGGCUGCUAGCCGGCGCUCCGUGGGGAAAAUUGGCUAAUCGUAACUAAGCUAGCGACGUUUCACAUCUGUGCCGCGAGCCCGACCGCGGGAGUGGAAGGACGGCGGAUCUGGUGGAUAGAAAAGAGGAGAUGGAGCUGUUUCAAGCCAAAGACGAGUACAUUCUUCAGAGCGGGGACCGGGCGCUGUGGUGCAGCCGGAAGGACGGCUCCGUGACACUCAGAGCGGCCACGGAUCUGCUGCUGGCCUGGAAUCCGGUCUGUCUGGGUUUGGUGGAAGGCAUCGUUGGAAAGAUCCAGCUUCACACAGACUUGCCCCUGGGCCUGGUUUUAAUCCGUCAGAAAGCACUGGUGGGUCAUUUACCCGGAAACCACAAAGUCUACAAGAUCACCAAGAUCGCAGUGAUUCCUCUGUCGGACGAGGAGCCUCUGGAGCUGGAGCUGGAGCUUUGCAAAAAACAUCAUUUUGGCAUCGAUAAGCCUGAGAAGCUGGUCCAGUCUCCGGAGGAUUCCAAGUUUCUGAUCAAAACGUUCAGUCAGAUCAAAUCUAACGUGGCGGUUCCCAUCAAGAAAAAGUAUCCCCCUGCCUUCCAGGCCAAGGAAAACAAGGAGAAGGAGCGUCUGGAGAGGCGCCUGCUGGAAGAGCUCUACAAGAUAUUCAUGGACUCCGACUCCUUCUACUACAGCCUGACCUAUGACCUGACCAACAGCGUGCAGCGCCAGGGAGACUCGGACAGGUCGGGCUUACCCUUGUGGAAGCAGGUGGACGACCGUUUCUUCUGGAACAAGCACAUGAUCCAAGACGUCAUCGACCUCCAGGUCCCAGAGGCCGACCUUUGGGUGACCCCCAUCAUCCAGGGCUUUGUGCAGGUGGAGGAGCUGGUGGUCAAUUACAACGAAACGUCCGAUGAGGAGCGGAGCAGUCCAGAGUCUCCACCAAAGGAGAUCACCUGUGUGGACGACAUCCACCCUCGCUUCACGGUGGCCCUGAUCUCCAGGCGGAGCCGGCACCGUGCAGGGAUGCGGUACAAGCGCAGAGGCGUGGACACGGACGGCCACGUGGCGAACUACGUGGAGACGGAGCAGCUGAUCCACGUGCACAGCCACACUCUGUCCUUCGUGCAGACACGAGGAUCUGUGCCGGUUUUCUGGAGCCAGGCGGGGUAUCGCUACAACCCCCGGCCGCGCAUCGAGAAAGGAGAGAAGGAGACCAUGCCGUUCUUCGCUGCUCACUUUGAGGAACAGCUUCGACUUUAUAAGAAGCAGGUCAUCAUUAACCUGAUAGACCAGAGCGGACGGGAGAAGAUCAUCGGUGACGCGUUUCUGAAGCAGGUUCUGCUCUAUAACAACCCCAACCUCACAUACGUGUCCUUUGACUUCCAUGAGCAUUGUCGCGGCAUGAAGUUUGAGAACGUGCAGACGCUGACAGAUGCCAUCUCUGACAUCAUCACAGACAUGAAAUGGGCCUGGGUGGACCAAGCAGGCGUCAUCUGCAAACAGGAGGGCUUCUUCCGGGUCAACUGUGUGGACUGUCUGGACAGAACCAACGUGGUUCAAGCUGCCAUUGCUCGGGUCGUGAUGGAGCAACAACUGAAGAAACUGGGCGUGAUGCCUCCAGAACAGCCCCUGCCUCUCAAAUGCUACCGGAUCUACCAGGUCAUGUGGGCCAACAACGGCGACACCAUCAGCAGGCAGUAUGCAGGAACCGCGGCACUCAAGGGAGACUUCACCCGGACGGGGGAGAGGAAGCUAGCUGGAGUGAUGAAAGAUGGCGUGAACUCUGCCAACCGUUACUACCUGAACCGUUUCAGAGACGCCUACAGACAAGCCGUUAUCGACUUGAUGAUGGGCGUGCCGGUCACAGAGGACCUCUACUCCAUCUUCAGUAAGGAGAAGGAGCACGAAGAAAAGGAGAAGGAGAGCCAGAGAGGAGCCCAGGAGCAGGUCAGCCUGCUGCUGCAGACCUACAUGCAGCUGCUGCUGCCGGAUGACGAGCAGUUCCACGGCGGUUGGGCCCUCAUCGGUUGUGACAUGAGCCUGAUGGAUGCAAACAGCAAAGACGUGGACGUGUUGUUGCUCCUGUCUGAUAAGGCUUAUUACAUCGCCUACUACGAUGAAGAGGCAGAUAAAGUGGAUCAGUACCAGCGGCUGAACUUGGAGGGACUGGAAAAGAUAGAGAUUGGUCCAGAGCCCACUCUGUUUGGGAAGCCAAAGUUCUGCUGCAUGCGUUUGCACUACAGGAACGGAGACACAAGUGGAUACUUCCACACUCUAAGAGCAGCAACACGUCACCCAGAGGAUGAUGGGAAAGAUACUCUGCAGUGCAUCGCUGAGAUGCUUCGGAUAACCAAACAGUCCUCAGGCCUGGACCUGCUGGUGGUGGAGAAGCGGCUGGAUAGGCGGCAGAGCAAACCUCACGAGGACAUCAUGGGGAUCCAGAACAAACCAGCUGACCAGGCUCAGGGCAGCUCCGGUCUGGCUCAGGGCCGAAGUUUCCUCCUCAACAAGUUCUCCUCUCUCAAUCAGAAGGUGAAACAGACCAAGACCAACAUGGGCCCCUUCAAGCCUCUGGGCAAACUGGGGAACUUCUCCAAGCCGGAGGUGACGGUAAAUUUUCUGAAACCAAAUAUGCAAGUGAACCUGUGGAAGUCUGACAGCAGCCUGGAGACGUCAGACGGCCCCAUCCCAGGGGCCCUGAAGAACGCAGACGGCAAGGACUCCUCCGAUUCAGACUCCUACAACUCAGAGCCGGAGCACCCCUGCUCAGGUUCCUUAGAAAAAGUGGACUAUGUUCUCCCCAGCUGUGGUAUCGUAGCAUCAAACCCACGUCUGGGCAGUCGCUCCCAGUCCAUCGGCAGCGCAGAACUCACCGUCCCCUCAGCUGUCCGGGUCACAGGCUGCGAUGGAACCGAAGACUGUGUCUCUCAAGUCAGCAGCGACCGGUCACCCGGAGCGGCUUCAGUGGCUGAAGAAGCCAUUCUUAUUGACUUUGGCACCCCUAUCGAGGCCUACUGCCACCAGUUUGUCCAGGACGCACACACCAAACCCGUUGAGGUGUUUGGAGAACAUCCAGCAGCUGCUGUAGCUCCACUCCACCCUGUGGUCCAAAAUAACACACCAGGAGACUCAGGCCCAGAGAAGCAGGACCAGCAUGAGCCUCAGCCCCCAAGGCCUUCCCAGCUAGAUGUUGAAACCUCUACCUCCACCUCCAACCUUCUGUCCGUCCAGAAACCUGGCUCUGCCGUCUCAGGAGGCUCCCUAAAGAGUCUGUCUUCUCAGAUGGAGGGCAGCCUCGGACCCUCGCCUGCCGACAGCAACGGCAGCCGGGUGGUGUCCCCCUUUGCCAAGAUCAGGAGCUCCAUGGUCCAGGUGGCCAGCUUCACCCAGGCAGGACUUACCCAAGGCAUCAACUAUGCUGUCGCAAAGGUACAGAAGAGCCCGGAGCCAGACACGGUGACCGAGGCCCAGGAGAACGAGCUGAAGGCAAUGUUCACGCAGUGCCAGACCAGGAUCAUCCAGAUCUAGAGCUUCUCAGGAGCAGGAGGUUGCAGUCAGACUUUUCACCCCUUCAUGGUAGCAAAAGGCUUGCAGUGACCGGGUGGAUUCCCCUCACAGUUCCAGCUCCGGGACGGUGGUCUUCACACACCCAAUUACCAAAAGACGGGUCAAUGUGCGUCAUUGAGAAAACGGCAACAAACAUGACACGAAACUUAAAGGAUAAGUAGGAAGCUUCAAUUCACUCCAGACAUUCCUCUACUGUUACAGUUCCACAUGUUUUCCUGAAGUCCACCAAGUUUGAGACCAAGAAACUCAUUUUUUUAAAGCUUCUCCACACGCGUGUCGUUCACCAUGGUAGAAACAAUGGACUAUGUUCCCAUUGAUGUAGAGCUCAUCACUGUUGUAACACAAAUCCCAUGUAAUCCCUCUGGGCGGCGGCGUGUUGAUCUGUGUACACGUCUAUCACAGUAGCCAGGUGACGUUCUGUACGUACUUCUCCUGUAAUGUCGGUGGUGUCCAGUAAACCUAGACGAGAUGUGGUUCUAGAAGCAGCAUCUGCUCCGGAAGAGGUCCUUUAGAGUCAGACGUCCUGGGCGGAGCUGGUUCCAUUGGUGGUUGGGUGGAGCUUGUUCGGUUUGUGGAUGGGUUUGGCUCUUCUCGUUAGCAUUUAGGUGCAGUUGGAGCGAGCUCCGUCCGCGGUUGGAGCUUGUUCCACUGGCGGUUGGAGCUCGUUCCGUCCGCGGUUGGAGCGAGCUCCGUCCGCGGUUGGAGCUUGUUCCACUGGCGGUUGGAGCUCGUUCCGUCCGCGGUUGGAGCGAGCUCCGUCCGCGGUUGGAGCUUGUUCCACUGGCGGUUGGAGCUCGUUCCGUCCGCGGUUGGAGCUCGCUCUGUUGGCGGUUGGAGCUCGUUCCACUGGCGGUUGAGUGUAGGCACUUUGACAUUUAGUCAUUUAAACCAGAAUUACGUUUAUGGCUUUGCGGUUGUGCGUCCAGCCUCAGAUUGUUAACCAUCUGGCGCCAAACGUUCAUCCUACAUGCUAGAUAUGAAGCCACGCCCACCCAUGGAUCAAACACUGCUGCUUUGUGCACUCAACAGAAAUCCUGUUUGCCUUAAGCGAGGAUGGGUAGAGGUGGGUUUCUGUAUAUCAGGUGUGUCUACCUGUGUGAAUCUGUACGGGGUCACCGUCUGAGCUCUGAUUGGGUCUUAGCUGGACAGGAUGUUCCUCUGAGUCCUGAUCCCGACUUUAUUCCAGGCGCAGGCCGUGGUUGGAGGGAUGCAUCUAUCAGAUGUCGUGGUCGUCUCGGUUACGCUCUGGGCUGGCAGACGUGUGUUCAGACUGUGGUGCUGCCAAAGCUUCAGGCGGUAGCUGCAGAUGUUUGAUACCGAGGGUUAGGGGAAACGCCGUUUCCCACAUUCCAGCGGUGGCGUGGUUACAUGCAGGAGCCGACAGUGAGAGCGGUUUUCACACCGGGCACAUUUGUGACCUCCUCCACAGUGGGUUUGUCGUGGUUGUCCGCCGCCGCCGCCUUCGGGAUCUUCAGCCAGGACAUCACCACAAGAUCUUGCUGUUUGAUUUGCACUGUAGAAGCCCCUCCCCCUGAAGUCAUGUUUCUGCUGUACUCUGAUUGUAAAUUAAAGCAUCAUAUUUAUUAGCUCCUGUGUGCUGCGUGACCAAACAUGUCUUUUAUUGUGAAAUCCAUUUCCAGGAGCUGAGCUCCACAGUAUUUACAGUCCAGAAAUAAAACGUCUUAUUUGGUCCA